Peromyscus californicus insignis is the source of this 2593-nucleotide messenger RNA. RefSeq names its product U8 snoRNA-decapping enzyme-like. NCBI's taxonomy places the organism in Eukaryota, Metazoa, Chordata, Mammalia, Rodentia, Cricetidae. Gene Ontology annotation, cellular component: nucleus. The record is from RefSeq and is a predicted model, not a curated record. Gene Ontology annotation, molecular function: snoRNA binding; phosphodiesterase decapping endonuclease activity. The transcript is spliced from 3 exons. The coding region runs from base 666 to 1271 and encodes 201 amino acids. Gene Ontology annotation, biological process: mRNA catabolic process; sno(s)RNA catabolic process.
UAUACCUGUGGCUGUAGGCCCCCAAGUCUUGAAGUUAUUUUCUUAGCCAUCACCACUGCUGCAACCAAAUGCCUUAGACUGGAAAAGCCAACAACCAGGAUUUCUUUCUCAUAGUUCUGAGGAUUGGCGAGUCCAAGAUCAAGAGGCAGGCAGGUCCUGGUCUUUUAGGAACCCUCGUGUUGUUGACACCUCACACAUCAGAAGAGGCCAGGGAACUCUCUGGGUCUCUUUUAUAAGGUCACAAAUCCUACUCAUGCUUCCCACACCAACUCCAACCCACAUUCUCUGGUUCUAUCAAAACCAGACCUGAGGUGGCUUUCUCAACUUCCUGUUCCUUCAGCUCCCAACACUCCUUGGUAACCUGAUCUUGCCCAACAUAGAAAAGCUGAGACUCGCGGCGGCAUUGCAGGCCUCCUAACUAUGACUUAGGACACCAGCCACGCCUUUAGCCACACCCUGAUCCAGGGUCCAACCCCAAGGAAGCUUUCAGCUUUCCCGAGGGCCUUCUCCACUGCCUGGCCUAAAAGCCCCAGCCUGAUUGGCUGUCGUUCCCCAAGCAAAGCCUGCACUCGUGUCUCUCAUUCCGCUCAUGGACCCUGCAGUCAUUGGUGGUCUGGGAUGAGACCCUCCUGCCGAACCACGUGAGUGGACGAAAGCAAAGAUCCAUGGCCACCUCCAAUAAGGUGGAACUGGCGGAAGCCCUGGCCCUGGGCUCCCCCUGGCGACAUCUUUGUUACGUGAUGCUGUAUGCGCCCAAUCCAAAGGGGCUCUUUGGGGGCCGCAUCCCACUCCGCUAUGCUGUGCUGAUGUACAUGCGCUUUGAUGGGCGACUGGGCUUCCCUGGUGGUUUUGUGGAUGAUCACAGCCCCAGCCUAGAAGACGGGCUGGCUAAGGAACUGCAGAAGAGGCUGGGUGAGGGUGUGUCCAGUUUCCGCGUGGAACACACUGACUACCGAAGCUCCCUCAGAGAUGCCAAAUCAAACGUGGUGGCCCACUUCUACGUCAAGUGUCUGACCCUAGAGCAGCUCCAGGAUGUGGAAGCCAAGGCACCUCUAGCCAAGGACUAUGGGCUGGAGGUCUUGGGCCUGGUGCGCGUACCCCUGUAUACCUUGCAUGACGGUGUGGGAGGCUUGCCUGCCUUCCUAGGGAAUUCCUUCAUUGGUGCUUCCAGGAAUCAGCUACUGGAAACCCUCCAGGACAUGGGGAUUCUGACCCCUGAGACUGUCUCAAUCCUCAAGGAACGAAUUUUGCUCCAUGGAAGCAGAUCUUAGGACUGACUGACUUCUGAGAUGGGGACGUCGGGUGGCAGGAGGGCUGGGGAGAGCGUUUUCCAGGCCCGAGAGAUGACUGCUAAUACCAGAAUAAAAGGCAGACAUGCUAUGCAGUGUGUUUUGAACAGAGGACCUUGCCCUAUAGCAUUAGCGACAAAAACCCAAAGCCAUUUGCAGGGCCUGGCCAUUUUGAGUCCCUCCCUAUACAUGUGAACACAGACCCAGGGAGCCCUAGACAUGUGCAGUCUGUGACGACACAUGGCCUGGCACACCCCUCCUCAUGUCCCCUUUAACCAGGAACCGUAGUCCUCUCCCCUUCUUGCUAAGCAGGGGAGAGUCCUUCCCUUUCCUGUAAGGCCGUCUUCUAGUAUCCAGCUCCAUGUUCCCUGGAGGAGCAGAGGCAGGGGAUUUCUCCUAGAAAAUGGCUUCACCUGAGACUCAAUCAGACCCACAGGUUCCAUAAAGUUCGGGGAGGCCUUAACCAGCUCCAGACCCUCCCUUUCUUCCCCCUCAACUGAACAUAAAGCGUCAGAAGGUGAAGAUGGCUCCUUGGCCUGACCUUGGUUGGACCUAAGAGCGCUGAGUGUUUUGUCCUCUCUGGAGAGAAAAUUCAGAAGGGAAUUGACCCAGCCUGUCUUGCCUGCCCUGCCAAAAAGAGCCUUCUAGGAAAAGAAGCUGUGAACGAGGCUUCUGGGCGCUUCAGCUUUCUCUACUGGUGCUUGCGACCUGGUCUAGUAAAAACUCAGACACUCAGCCUUGCUGCUAAAGACUCCACAGUGUGGUCAGCAAACUUUUACUUAAGGGCCAGACGAUGACUCCUGAGGCUCUGGGGAUCACACAUUUCCCCAAAUAUAUUUGUAGCUGACAGGCAGGGUGUUUUAAAAGACAAUAUAUAUUUUCGUGUACAGCAUGGUUAAAGUUUGUGUGACUGAAGUGUGUCAAUGAACACAUUUCUUCAAUUCUUGGUAUAGUCUUGUGUGUAUUGUAUCUGAUGGGCAACCUAGAAAUUCCCACCGUAAUGGUACUGAGGGAUGGUGCAUUUUGUCCUAAAGAGGGAUUCGUGCAGUUCUCCUGGACCAUGAAGGGUUACCACAGCGUGAGUUGGUAUAAAGUGAAGACACUUCUAGAAGCAUGUGUCUCUUCCUGGCAUGAUUGCUUGCCCCAUUGCUUCCUGGCAUGUGCUGAUGCAGCAGGAACUACUAACCUGGGGCUGAGCAGAAAUGGGGUGCCAUUCCUUCUGGACUUCACAAUCUCUAGAGCCAUGGGCCCAAAACAGACUUCUUUAGGUUACCCUGUAUUCUGUAUCAACAACAGGAAGUAGA